AUGUUCUUCUUCUUCUUCGGUGCGGUCUUCGCCGCUGUCCUCCCAUCUGUUGCCCCCUCUGCCGCCUCCGCCAUCGUUGCCACAUCUGGCCCCCGUUCCGAACCCCUCUGUGCCCCUCUCGGCGACAGCACUGCCCCGGAGCCAUCUUCCAACGCUGUCUCGGCUUUCACAGACGACGAGAAUUACGACGUGUUGGCCUUGACGGCCCCGAUUCCUGCCGGCUACACUGCCAUCAUGAAAAACGCAAACUGUGCCUUCUCGUCCAAUAGGUACAUGCUGUACGUUCAACUGGACUCAUACAACCAGGAGGCUUGCGCCGAACUCUGCAACAAUCAUGAAGGCUGCGACUCCUUCAACAUCUACAUCCAGCGUAACCCGUCCCAGAUUCCUGGACCUGCCUGCACCAACCCUGCUCCCAUUGCCGUCACCCAAUGUGCGCUCUACUCCCUGCCGGAGGAGGCAUCUUCUUGCACAAACUUCGGUCAGCACAUUGGCCCCUCCGAUGCCAAUGGUGAGGCCUUCAAGAUUACUAUCCGCAGCUCCAACGCAUACAACAAAGUCUUUGUUAAGCAAGUCACCGUGACUUUCACCACUACCCACCACAUGCACAAGACCUUCACCAGGCUUAACUCACGGAGACAAAUCGCCACUACUACUGUCAACGGCGAUCAAACAGUCAACAUGACUACUACUGUUACACGCCAUCGUUCUUCAAAGACCAAGCCUGUGGCUGUUGGAACCCUAGCUGGUGUUGUUACCGUUACUCGGUCGGCAAACCCCACGUCUUACGCUGAUACUGUCAUUGUCACCCGUUCGGCAAACCCGACUGCUCACGCCGGCACUGUCACUGUCACCAGAUCCAAGAGUACCGGCGUACAACCCUCUCAAGUCCAGUCUGUCAUCUACACGACCGUCACCUCCUACUACGACAAGCGCGCCGAGCCGUACACUGCGCCUGCUGAUUGCGUCACCGUCACUGUGGAAGGAGAACCUACAUACGUCAGUACUACGACUACCACCCUCUUUGACACCUCUGGCGUAGUGAUCGUGACUACCACUAUCCCCAACAUCUUGCCCGCAGAGACCACGACCAUCACCAUUGACGACACUGAGUCCCGUACCUACCCCUUCAACGACUACCCUGGCAAGCGCAGCCUCGUCACCAGGAUCAUGGCCAAGUCUGAGUCCAAGGCAAGCAAAGGUACUAUCAGUCCCCUGACUGCUGUCACCAGUGUCAAGGGCCCUGCUGUUACGGCAGAGCCGAUGAGCACUUUUACGAUUGACGAGAACUACGUCUACACUGGUCCUACAGAAGUGCCUAUGCAGACCUUUACCAUAUACCUGGACCACUAG
Molecule: messenger RNA, 1353 nt
Organism: Alternaria rosae
Lineage: Eukaryota; Fungi; Ascomycota; Dothideomycetes; Pleosporales; Pleosporaceae
Exons: 3
Coding region: 1-1353 (450 amino acids)
Source: RefSeq, a predicted model, not a curated record